Molecule: messenger RNA, 945 nt
Organism: Trichoderma breve
Lineage: Eukaryota; Fungi; Ascomycota; Sordariomycetes; Hypocreales; Hypocreaceae
Exons: 4
Coding region: 1-945 (314 amino acids)
Source: RefSeq, a predicted model, not a curated record
AUGGCACCCCAACCAGCUGAGCUCGAUCGCACCUUUGUCAAUUUAACCGAUGAUCCUGCUGAGGGCCGAGGCGCGAGGCGCACGUACAUUCGGCGGGCGGUGAUGAAAAACUUCCACAAGCAGCGAAACCAGAAGAAGAAGGCCAUGAGGCGUGAGGCCGGGACAGCUUCAUUAAUUCUCGAAAAUGGACCAUUAGAUCCGGGUCCCUUAAUUGACUGGCAAUCGGGUCCACCAUAUCAUGCCUUGAUACCCAAGUUCAGCCUCUUUGAACAGAGGAGAUUCUCCGAUCCGUCAAUGAUGCAAAUGAGCAAUUUCGUAUUGCGAUAUCUAUGCGGCCAAGCUUCGAAAGCGACACACGACAUAUCCCUGAUCAAUACGUUUACCACAUGGGAGCUACUAUCUGCGGCGCAAACUGUCGCCAUAUACGUUCUCUUGAGGGUUAAGCUAGGGGAAAACAACCCGGCCUUUCCCAAUGGAGACAUUGCGCUUCUUUACACUCUUGGGGCCAUCUAUAGACGCCUCCAUUCUGAAAGUUUACUAGACCUUUAUCAUCAUCCCAGCAGUGACUGGAAACAGUGGGUGUUUGUCGAAUCCUUCAUCCGCAUUGCCACCAUCUACUUUACGCUAAACGUGGUUGUAUCAAUGGAGUUCGGGCUGCCCUGCAAUAGUCCAGAUGAUUGGAACAUCGAUAGUAUGCUGCUACCGGCUUCGAAGGCCUCGUGGGCCGCCCAGGAUACUGCAGAUUGGACAAAAUUCACAAACGGUUUACCGCCGUAUAAGCAAUUGACGUGGAAAGACUUACAUGGUCCGGCAAAAGCGUUACACGAUUGCCCAAUAGAAGAAUGGAAGGAAGGCUCUGAUGAACUGGGAAUGAUUGUCACAAUGGUUAUGACCUUGAGAGCCCAAGAGUCACGCUAUCAAAGUCCAUCCUCUGUGUCGGGCUGA